Molecule: messenger RNA, 330 nt
Organism: Ectocarpus sp. CCAP 1310/34
Lineage: Eukaryota; Phaeophyceae; Ectocarpales; Ectocarpaceae
Source: the annotation of a GenBank genome assembly
GUGUUGGCUCAAUUGAGGACGACUGUGCACCCGGCUGCCGUUGCUGUUUGUGUGGCCACUUGCCCCCAAGUUCGCGGAAGGGAAAACUUUCUCCUCUUGCCUGGGUGCACGCCGGGGAUUGGCAUGGUGCGUCCCAUACAAGCGUGUGCAUGUAUGUGCGGGCAAGGAUCACGAGCAAGGUGGACGUGACCUGCCUCAACUUUUUCCUAAGGGAGUUCAACGCGGUGAGUUGGCGAAGCGGUGGCUAUUUCUUUUGGGCACUGCAACGGGGGGGGCGGGGGUACACGAGCAUGAAGUGAGCAUCAGAGUGCACAUUGGAGAUCGGGCUGG